Molecule: messenger RNA, 2670 nt
Organism: Hemicordylus capensis (graceful crag lizard)
Lineage: Eukaryota; Metazoa; Chordata; Lepidosauria; Squamata; Cordylidae
Gene: ATPAF1
Product: ATP synthase mitochondrial F1 complex assembly factor 1
Exons: 9
Coding region: 146-1105 (319 amino acids)
Biological process (GO): mitochondrial proton-transporting ATP synthase complex assembly
Cellular component (GO): mitochondrion
Source: RefSeq, a predicted model, not a curated record
ACGAGGGUCGCCGCCGAGGCUUAUUUCUCGAGGCAGCAGAGCAAGCCGCUUUGAGCGUGGCGGCGGAACCCUUGUGCUGGGCUGCGCAGAAGGGAGGGCUGGUGUUACACAUUGCUCUGGGCGGCCGGGGGCGGAGCGAGGCGCGAUGGCAGCGGGGCAUCUGCAGCAGCUAUGGGGAGCGGCGGGACUCGGCUUCUCCCGAGGGGUGUUAAUGGGCCGCUUCGCCCCGCUGCGGCCUCUUGGUCUCCUGCUCCCGCCGCAGCCUCGGCCGCUGGUGGUGGGGAUUCGCGGGGCGGGAGGCGACAGUAGCCUGGACUCGAAUGUCUUCUACGAGAAGUACCAGCGCAAAAUCCAGGAGCUUCGCAGAUCCAAUCCAGAUAUUUUUGAAUCCCGAAUGGAGCAAAGAAAUGAUGUGAAAAAUCAGCCAGUGGGACAUUCGAAGCAAGCAGAGUUUGUCAGAUUCUUGGAGGAAAAGGCAGAUGCCUUGGGCAUCAAAGAAUCAACAAAAGGAUUCACAAAAAACAAGACACUUGAUUCUAUACUUAAUGUUGAAAUGAUGAAACGGAAGAAGCCAGAAGAAAUAAAACAGAUCUGGAAGCAAUAUUUUUCUGGAGAAGACACCGUUUAUGCAGUUAUUCCUGGAAAGACUUUUGAUGUGAUGUGGAAGCGAGUUCAGAACUGCCCAUCUUUUCUGUAUGCGUUGCCAAGGAAGGAGGGCUAUGAAUUUUUUGUGGGACAGUGGUCAGGAGCAGAGCUCCACUUUACUUCUCUCAUAAACAUUCAGACCCGAGGUGAAACUACAACUAGCCAGUUGAUCUUGUAUCAUUAUCCUGAGCUUCAGGAGGAAAAAGGAAUUGUACUGAUGACAGCAGAAAUGGAUUCUAGGUUUUUGAAUGUACCUGAAGCUCAGUGCCUAGCCAGUCAAGUGCAACUUUUUUAUGCCACAGACCGUCAGGAGACUUACAGUUUAGUGGAAACAUUUAACCAUCGGCCAGAUGAGUUUAAGUACAUGUCUGUAAUAGCUGAGCUUGAGCAAAGCAGACUUGGGCAAGAACUGAGGCCUCAACAGGACCCCCAGCAGGACCCGCUGCCUCCUACUGCUUAAGAGGUGCAGCAGCCACAAGCAGAGACAGCAGAUGUGGCAAGUGAUCUUGCUUUGGUGCUGGACCUGCUGCUUUCUCCAGAAGUAGUCCUGAUGAAAAAGGGUAGCAUUGGAAGCUGACGGGAAGAAUAUCAUACCAAAUGGACUGCUCUGGCUAUGGGCAAUAUGGAGGCACUUGCGCAACCUUGCUUGUUUCUGAACGGUAGAAGAAAAGGAGGAAAUAAAAUUGCAUUCAGACACUAGAAAGAGAAUAAAUAUUCAUCAUGUGGUUGAAAUUGUUCUCCCCACCUUACACUGGCCAAUAAAUUCUAGUAUUCAUGAAGAUUGUAAAUCUCCCUUGUUCUGUAGGGGAAAAGGAAAAUGAGGGGUGAGCUAACAGUCCUGUUAGUUGAUGCAUGUGGUAAGUUCCCAGACAAAAUAUAUUUUUCUAUUAUUGAUACAGCACCAUCAGUAUGCGUGUUUCCUUAUAGCAGAAGCAAAAAGGAUAACUUCCUCCCCCAUGAGGCUUAAAAGUUGCAAAUUUGACCAUGGGGAUAUCACAGAUAUAAAACGUUAAGCACAACCAUGCAUCUUAUAAGUGGAACUUAAAGCGUUAAUUGGCUUUUGAAAAAGAAUGCAUACAUUAGACUGCAUUUGAAGCUGUCCUCAUGAGAGGGUUCUGAGUGCCAACAACAUUGUAGUGAACAAGCUGUGUACAACUCUCAGUACAGGAAGUGUGUUGAGGUUAUUUCAUCAACAGCUGAUUAGUCUGUGAUACAUAGUUGGAAAAAACGACUGUUGCCUUUAUCAUCUAAACGUAUCUAUGAAAUACUAUCCCAUUUUCUUUGAAACAAGAAGGAUCAUGAGUCAAAAGUUAUUAGCCCCAUAGAUAUUAGAACUGGAUCAUGCACAAACUGUCCUCAUCAUUCACUUGUGACGCUAGAUAAAGUUUUUCUGUUGCCUUCUCCCUCCCUCGCCAAUUUUGUUUCAACACCUGUUGCUUAUUUCUCAGUUUGGUGUGGGAAGGUGGCAAACAGCAGGUUCGGGAAAUGAAACCUGGCAUUGCACAGGUCAGAUGUAUCUUUAGUGCAUCCAGGGAGAGAUGGCUGGAGAAGUCGAGACUGGCUCCAGUCUCAUGUUGGGUUCAGAAAUGGAUGUGUGAUGAGUCCCUUAUAUUCACAGUUAAAGGGCCAUUAUUAUGAACAGGGAGAGAAGCCCUACUCUUUGCAUUUUUAAAAAAAUCUCAAUAAUGUUUCCUAAAGAGAAGCUGUACGUUUUGAAUCAUAUCCUCCAUAUCCAAGACUCCAUUACCUGCAAUGUGGUAUUCACUCUGCCAAGAACAUUCAAACUUUGUGCUCAGGCUAAAUUAUUCAAAAUGUAUUCUUCUGCACAAAUUCUAAUUCUCAUUUCCUUGAAAACCAAAGUUUUGCAGUACCUUGAUGAAAACAGGUUGAAAAUAGCAGGAAAGCAAAGAAGAUGAAUAGGGCUGUCACUUGAUUAGAUAAAUCUGUUGAUUAAUCAUAUAUGCUUUAACUGAUUGAAACUUCCAUAUAUUUGCAUGCAAAUAAAAGCAAUCAUUCUGAAGAAAA